Messenger RNA from Spinacia oleracea (spinach), 2163 nucleotides. RefSeq lists its product as uncharacterized. The transcript is spliced from 3 exons. Bases 1 to 2163 code for a protein of 720 amino acids. Lineage: Eukaryota; Viridiplantae; Streptophyta; Magnoliopsida; Caryophyllales; Amaranthaceae. Gene Ontology annotation, molecular function: nucleic acid binding; zinc ion binding. The record is from RefSeq and is a predicted model, not a curated record.
AUGGGAACAUAUGUUCCUAAAUCUAGUAGGGGAAACACAAGGGCUGCUAGGAAUGGGAAGGGUAAGGGUAGUGAUGUGAUAUCUGAUGUUGAGGAUGAUGAGGACAAUGAAGAUGUUGAUUUUGAGGAAACUGGCAGUGAUGGAAGUGAUGAAGACAGUGCGGAUGAAACAGACAUUGGUGACUUCAUUGUUGAAGAGGAGGGGUUGGAGGAUUUGAUGGAUGAAAUCCAUGAGAAGUCAUUUGAGGAUUGUUUAGAUGGGAGCUCAAAAAUGGACAAAAAUUACAAGAAUGGGAAAGUGUAUGUUGAGCAGGAAUAUGGUUCAAUUAAGCUUGAGCCUUGGUUGAUAUUUACAGAUAGGGAGGCUUUUCUUGAUGUUCUUAAGGACUAUUGUAUACAGGAGGGGUUUGGGUUAAGUGUUGAGAAGGCAGACAGUAGAAGAUACACUGCUGUUUGUGCAAUUGAGGGGUGUGAUUGGAGGAUUCAUGCUUCAAAGAUGGUUGAUAAGAUGAGUUGGGCUAUAAAAUCACUGACUGGGGAGCAUAAACAGUGUGGUAGACUAGAGGUGAACCCCAUAGUGACCACCAAAUGGUUAGUGAAGAAGUUGUUGCCAGAGAUUGAAGCAAACCUAGAUGUUCCUGUAGAAACAUUUCAGAAUGUGACUCAAAAACUGUUUAGGAUACAAGUUAACAAGAGGCUAUUCUACAAGGUUAAGGCAGUGGCUAAGGAGAUUAUCCAUGGGAGUUUUAGUGAGUCAUAUGCCCUUCUACCUAGGUAUGCAGAGAGGAUCAAAGAGACUAAUCCUGGUAGUUAUGCAUUGAUCACAUGGCAUAAUGAUGGUGGGAAUGUGGACCCAAGGUUUAAGGCUUGCUUCUUCUCAUUUGGUGCACAAGUAAUGGGGUUCCUGAAGGGGUGUAGGUCCAUUAUUGGAAUUGAUGGAGCUCACCUUAGUGGGUAUUUCAAGGGGAUUCUGCUGUCAGCCUUGGGGAUUGAUGGCAACAAUGAGAUAUUCCUGCUUGCUUAUGGGGUUGUUGACACUGAAAGCCAAGAGAGCUGGACCUAUUUCAUGAGGAACCUCAGGGCACUGUUUCAGAGAGAAGGUUGCAACAAGGAUGACUGGACAUUCAUCAGUGACAGAAUGAGGGGGGUGGAUUUAGCUGUACAUGAGAACUUCCCUAAGGCCACUAGAAGGUGUUGCAGUCAGCACUUGUACAUGAACUGCAAGAAUGGUGGUUGGAGUGGAGAAUUGUUCCACAAACUAUUCUGGAUAGCUGCUAAUGCUUACAACCCUUAUGUUUACAACAAGGCCAUGGAGAAGAUCACUGACUUUGAUCCCAGGGCUACACAGUACUUGGAUACAUGUACUGAGCAGUGGUCCAGACAUCAGUUUGAGCCAGAAGUGUGUUGUGAUCAUAACACAACAAACUUUGUGGAAUCAUUCAAUGCUGUCACCAAGCCCUACAGGGAUUUACCAGUGUUGAGACUGUUUAAAGCUAUUAGGGAGUGGUCUAUGCAGAGAAUUGGGGUCAGAUUUGACAAAGCAGCAGACAUGGAGCCUCAAGAUUUAACUGAGCAUGCCAAAGUUGAACUGGAGUUGAGAACAGCUGAAUCCAGGUUUUGCUACUCUACUCCAUGUGGUGGUGGGGAGUAUGAGGUGGAAGGCCAUGUGAAAUUCCCAGUCAAGAUUGACAGCAGAACCUGUGGGUGUGGAGUUUGGCAGGUGUCUGGUAUUCCCUGCAAACAUGGUUUGAGCGUCAUUUACAACCAGAGACUAGACCCUCUGGACUUUGUGUCCCAUUUCUUCAAGGGUGCUGCUUAUAAGCUGGCAUAUGCAGAACAUAUGCACCCUAUGCCUGACCCUACUCAGUGGCCUGAGUUCAACCUUCCCACCAUUAACCCUCCAAGAAUUAAGAGGACUGCUGGAAGACCCCCUAAACAAAGAAAGAGGGGUGCCAUGGAAGCUAAGAAGAGGAAGAGGCACACUUCAGUAAAGUGUAGCAAAUGCAAGGAGAUGGGCCACAAUGCAAGGACUUGCAAGUCUGGCACUGGCAGUUCCAAGGCACCACCAAAACAGAGGGUUUUAACAAGGAAGAGGAAAACUGGUGAUGAUGGAGCAAGCACAUCCAAGGCAGCACCAAAAGGGAAGAAAUCAAAGCAAGCAUGA